AUGGCGACGCCCGGUAAAAGCUUAGCCCGAGACCUCUUCGAAGACAUGGGGCGCAAGGUCGCAGAGGCGAGCCAGGAUGUUGAAGACAACGAGCAGAAGGUGGUUGAUGAGAUUGAGAGCUUGUGCAUGAACUGCCACGAGGACGGCACCACCAGGCUGCUAUUGACGAAGAUCCCCUUCUUUCGCGAGAUCGUCAUCAUGUCUUUCGACUGCCCGCACUGCAAUUUCCGCAACUCCGAGAUCCAACCCGCAGGCGAGAUACAACCGCGCGGCGCAAAGUACACGCUCAAGGUUGAUAGCAAGGAGGAUCUAAACAGACAGAUAGUGAAGAGCGACACCUGUAUACUCCGGAUAGAAGACAUCGAUCUUGAGAUUCCACCCGGGCGAGGACAACUGUCCAACGUGGAGGGCAUACUGAGCAUGGUGCAGCAAGAUCUCGCUCAGAAGCAGCCAGAGCGCAAGGAGCUAGUGCCGGAGGUCUGGCGAAAAAUUGAUGACCUAUUGCGGGCGCUUGGUAGGAUGAUCCAAGGAGAAAAUAUCGACUUCUCGAUAUCGGUGGAUGAUCCGGCAGGAAACUCCUGGAUAGAGCCCUCGCCUGACGAUAGAGCGGGCAAGUAUGCGCGGCACGAUUAUGCCAGGACCGCAGCGCAGAAUGAAGCGCUAGGCCUCGGGUCUGGGGAGGAGCAGACGAACGGUGCGCCCGACACCGAGAUCAGGCCAGAGUACCACGCGAGCGAGAUGUAUCCCCACAUGCCACCAUCCGGGCAAAUGGUCAACAACGUAGACGAAGAGGACAUUGUCGAGAACCAAGUCUACUCUUUUCCAGCAAGCUGCCCCGGUUGCAUGAAGUCAUGCACCACCAACAUGAAGAUGGUGAACAUUCCCCACUUCAAGCAAGUAGUGCUGAUGAGCACGGUAUGCGAGCACUGUGGUUACCGAAGCAAUGAAGUCAAGACAGGUGGCGAGGUUCCUGAUAUGGGCCGCCGCAUCACGCUGUCGGUUCAGAACAAGGAAGACCUGUCGCGCGACAUACUGAAGUCGGAGUCAUGCGCCAUGACCUGCCCCGAACUCAAUCUGAGCGUUGAGCCAGGCACUCUCGGCGGCCGCUUCACAACCGUGGAGGGCCUCUUGACGCAAGUCCGCGACGACCUCCGCUCUUCGAUAUUCGACACCGAUGACAACGAGUUUAGCGGCGGCGAUUCAAUGGACGCUACCUCAAAGUCGAAGUGGGAAGCCUUCUUCAGCAACCUCUCGGCGGCCAUCAACGGGGACGUCAAGUUCACCAUCUUACUGGAAGACCCGUUGGCCAGCAGCUAUGUGCAAAGCUACACGGCUCCAGAGCCUGACGCGCAGAUCACGGUGGAGGACUAUCAGCGCACGGACCAAGAGAAAGAGGACCUGGGGCUGAACGACAUCAAGACCGAGGGAUAUGAGAAUCCGGCGGGUGAGGAUGGAACGGCAGAGGAGGGGCAAGUCAAGGAGCAUCAGCGUCGAAAUGUUGAGACCUCCGAUACCGCGCAGGAUACACUGGCGACUGAGACUGGCACCCUAUCCUUGGAGGAGAAGGAGUCCCACGGAAGGCCAUGA
This is a messenger RNA of Coniosporium apollinis CBS 100218, 1587 nucleotides long. RefSeq lists its product as uncharacterized. Gene Ontology annotation, molecular function: zinc ion binding. Lineage: Eukaryota; Fungi; Ascomycota; Dothideomycetes. Bases 1 to 1587 code for a protein of 528 amino acids. The transcript has 2 exons. Gene Ontology annotation, cellular component: cytoplasm; nucleus. The record is from RefSeq and is a predicted model, not a curated record.